UUCUGGCACGGAGAGCUGAGGAAUAUAAAGCCUGAUGGUGACAAAGGGAGCUCAUUGCCCAUUUUUCACUCUUUCUCUCACUGCUUUCAGACUUGGCAAUGGAUAUUCUUUGUGAUGAGGAGAGCUGUGUGCACCCAACUACAAACUCCUUGAUCCAAAUAAAUCCUGAGAGGAGACUCUACAGAAACAUUUAUGGAGCUGGAGAGCUUAAUAUAUCCCAUCUCUUUAACUUGACUGUGGACUCUGAAAACCUAACCAACCUUUCCUGUGAAAGCAGCACGAAUCCCUCGUGCUACUCUUCCCUGUUCCAGCUUUCCCAGAAGAACUGGCCAGCUCUGCUGACAGUGAUAGUGAUUGUUUUAACCAUUGCUGGAAAUAUUCUUGUCAUCAUGGCUGUGUCACUGGAGAAAAAGCUACAGAAUGCCACUAACUAUUUUCUAAUGUCACUUGCCAUAGCUGAUAUGCUGCUGGGUUUCCUUGUCAUGCCUGUCUCAAUGUUAACCAUACUGCACGGGUACACGUGGCCUCUCCCUACCAAGCUCUGUGCCAUUUGGAUCUACCUGGACGUGCUGUUCUCCACUGCCUCCAUCAUGCACCUCUGUGCCAUCUCCCUGGACCGCUACAUCGCCAUCCGCAACCCCAUCCACCACAGCCGCUUUAACUCCAGGACGAAGGCUUUUGCCAAAAUAAUUGCUGUUUGGACCAUAUCCGUGGGUAUCUCCAUGCCUAUACCUGUCUUUGGACUACAAGAUGACUCCAAAGUGUUUAAGAAAGACAGCUGCUUACUUGCAGAUGACAAUUUUGUCCUAAUAGGCUCUUUUGUGGCAUUCUUCAUCCCUCUAACUAUCAUGGUGGUCACCUACUUUUUAACCAUCAAGUCGCUGCAGAAGGAAGCCAUGCUAUGCGUGAAUGACAUUGGCCCAAAGACCAAGUUUGCCUCAUUUAGCUUCCUCCCCCAGAGCUCCCUCUCCUCAGAGAAACUCUUCCAACGCUCUCUGAACAGAGAUGUGGGGACUUCUGGGAGGAGAACCAUGCAAUCCAUCAGCAACGAGCAGAAGGCCUCCAAGGUCCUGGGCAUCGUCUUCUUUCUCUUCGUCGUGAUGUGGUGCCCGUUCUUCAUCACCAACGUCAUGGCCGUGAUCUGCAAGGAGUCCUGCAACCAAGAAGUCAUUGGGGAACUCCUGAACGUGUUUGUUUGGAUUGGGUACCUUUCUUCAGCCAUCAACCCCCUCGUCUACACGUUGUUCAACAAAACCUACCGCUCAGCUUUCUCCCGUUACAUUCAGUGCCGCUACAAGGAGGAGAAGAAACCUUUCCAGCUCAUUUUAGUGAACACUAUCCCUGCACUGGCAUACAAUUCCAGCCAGCUCCAGCUAGCCCAGAUGAAGAGUUUGAAGAAAGAAGCAAAAAUGAUGGCCACCAUAGGGAUACAUCAUUUAGAUGGUACCUCCAAGGGAAGCAUCAGCCCCUCAACGGAAAAGGUCAGCGGCGUGUGAUGCUUGGCAGCUGCCAGGACA
Molecule: messenger RNA, 1517 nt
Organism: Merops nubicus (carmine bee-eater)
Lineage: Eukaryota; Metazoa; Chordata; Aves; Coraciiformes; Meropidae
Gene: HTR2A
Product: 5-hydroxytryptamine (serotonin) receptor 2A, G protein-coupled
Exons: 3
Coding region: 99-1496 (465 amino acids)
Biological process (GO): G protein-coupled receptor signaling pathway, coupled to cyclic nucleotide second messenger; chemical synaptic transmission
Cellular component (GO): dendrite; plasma membrane
Molecular function (GO): neurotransmitter receptor activity; G protein-coupled serotonin receptor activity
Source: RefSeq, a predicted model, not a curated record